UGACUCUCUUUGUUAAUUAAAAAAAAAAAAAAAAAAACACAGCAGCAGCAGGUACAAGGGCCCCCCCAAAACGACGUCGUCUCCCAUUUCCAAUUCUAACACCGACGAAUCGAAGAUCUCACUCCCUCCAAAUUUGAUAGAUCCCCCAAACUUCCCAUUAUAGAAAGGUGAUGUGGACAGAAGAGUGAAACUGAAUAGUGCAUAGAUGGAAGCGGAAGGAGGUGAUACCGCUGGAGUGCUGGAAUUGGAAAGUCAUGCUUUUGAUGAUUUAAAAUCUGAGAAACAGUUGCCUGACACAAAUUACGUGAGCAAUGGAAAUAUUGCUGUGGAAAAUGGGUUGCCUGAGGAUGUCAACCCAAGUUCGGAUGAUUCUCAUGAUCAGUUCGUUCAAAUGGUUACCGAGCUGAAGUUUCAGAAUGAAUUCUUGAAGUCCCAAUUUGAGGAUUUGAAAAAUAGUCAAUCAGAAUGUAGUGUGUCUAAUCAACAGACAAAGGCAGAUGAGAGUCAUGAGACCGAAGGUGGGGAAUCUGAAGAUGUGAAAGAACUUCGUGAAAGGAUAGAAUCUUUGAAGAGAGAACUUUUGGAGGAAAAACAGACUAGGAAUGCAGCAGAGGAGGCUUUGAAGCAUCUUACAGUGGCAUACUCAGAAGCAGAUGCAAAAGCCCAAGAGCUCUCUGCAAAGCUUGCUGAAGCUCAACAGAAGUUGGAUCAAGAAAUAAAAGACCGUGAAGAGAAGUACUCCGAACUUGACUCAAAAUUUAGCAGGCUUCACAAACGAGCAAAACAACGGAUACAAGAUGUUCAAAAGGAAAAAGAUGAUCUUGAGGUCCGGUUUCGUGAAGUGAGUGAAACAGCUGAGCGAGCAUCAUCGCAACAGUCAGCAUUGCAACAAGAGCUGGAGCGGACACGGCAACAAGCAAAUGAUGCAUUAAAAGCAAUGGAUGCAGAGAGACAACAAUUGAGGAGUACAAACAAUAAACUCCGAGACACCAUUGAGGAAUUGCGGCGUUCAUUGGAACCAAAAGAAAGUGCUCUUGAGGCCUUUCAACAGUCACUAAUGGAGAAGGAGCAGAUGUUGGAAGACAUGCGGGGAUUGUUUCAAGCUGCAGAUGAAAAAAGGCAAGCUUCAAUAGCUGAGCUCUCUGCUAAACAUCAGAAGAAUUUGGAGAGUUUGGAAGCUCAACUUGCUGAUGCGCUAUCUGAUAGAAGCAAAGCUACUGAAACUAUUUCUUCACUACAGGUGCUAAUUGCAGAGAAAGAGUCUAAGAUUGCAGAGAUGGAUGCAGCUUCAACUGGUGAGGCAGCGCGGUUUAGAGCUUCUGUGGAAAGUGUAAAGGGAGAGCUUGCUCACCUGAAACAUGAGCAUGACAAAGAAAAGGAGAGCUGGGAAGCUGCCUCCCAGGCACUUAAGACUAAACUGGAACUUGCUGAGAGUAAUUGCAUACGUGCUGAAAUUGAAGUUGCAAAAAUGAGAAGCCAGCUGGAAUCUGAUGUGUCUGCACAAGCCCAGAUCCUAAAUGCUAAAGAUGCAGAAUUAGUGGCUGCCAAAAAGGAGAUCAGCCGCCUUGAAAGUGAAUUUUCUUCCUACAAGGUUCGCGCUCAUGCACUUCUCCAAAAAAAGGAUGCAGAGCUAGCUGCAGCUAAAGACUCUGAACAGCUUAAAGUUCUUGAGGAAGCACUAAAAGAGGCUGAAAAAGAAGUAUUAUCUGUAUCUGCAGAAAGGGAUAGGGUCCUUCAAAAUCUUCAGGAUGCCUUGGCUAAUCAUGAUAAAGAACUCAAAGAAAGAGAGUUGGUCCUUGACAAUGCCAAGCAGCAGAUCAAGAGCUUAGAAAUAAAGCUGGAUUCUGCUAAUGCUAGCCACCAAUCAGAUAAGGAAACAUGGGAAAUGAACCUUCAAAAUAUAGAAGAAACAUGGCGAAUCAGAUGUGAGGGACUGAAGGCUCAAAAUGAAGCAUCGUCUGGACAGGAUGUACAAAAAGAAUUGGAUGAGCUCAAAUUACGUUAUAAAAGAUUGAAGGAAGAGCAUGAUACAUUUCGUGAUCUUGCUGAUCGAAUGAUUGAGGAGAAGGACAAAGAAAUCUAUAAACUUCUUGAUGACAAUAAGGAUCUUCAUCAAUCUUUAGAAUCAAGACCACCUGUUGAUCACAAUGGAAAUCACUACACAGCCAUGCAAAAGCAGGAUGCACAGAAUUUAAGCACUUCUGCAGCAGAACAGCAGAUUCUGCUUUUGGCAAGGCAGCAAGCUCAGAGAGAGGAAGAGCUAGCACAAUCACAACGGCAUAUUUUAGCACUUCAAGAGGAAAUUGAAGAGCUUGAACGUGAGAAUCGUCUCCAUAGCCAACAGGAAGCCAUGCUGAAGACUGAGCUUCGCAACAUGGAAAGAAUGCAGAAGAGGGAAGGGGUAGAUAUGACGUAUUUGAAAAAUGUUAUCUUAAAGCUUCUUGAAACAGGUGAAGUGGAGGCGCUACUACCUGUGAUUGGAAUGCUGCUUCAAUUUAGUCCUGAAGAGAUUCACAAGUGUCAGCAAGCAUACCGUGCCUCUACAGAUGUUCCACCAAGCCCAGCAAGCGAUGGUCCAGGAUCCCGUUCUCUUUUCUCAAGAUUCUCAUUUUCUUAAAAGUGGAUAAUAAGUAAGUAUUCUUUUAUUGCAUGAGGAUUAUCUGCUACUGCAACUCAGCAGCAAUGGUGUUAGCUGCUCACUGCAGGUGUGGUCUCAAUAUAUCUUGUAUUCUUUUUGUAAAAACGCUACAUUGGUUCGUGAAAAGGUUCAGAUAUUGUAAAGAAUGAUUAAAAGAGAGCAUGAUAUACCUCAAUAUCAAGAGGGAGGAGAAACAUUUUGGCAGUAUUCAGUUACUCUUCCUGGAAGAGUUGCAUGCAGCCACACAAGCCCUUUUUUAUUUAUUUAUUUUCUUUUUUCCCAGUUUUUUUUUUCUUUUUUACAAUUCAAUGUAGAGUAUAUGUAAGAAUUAUAUCAUGGAGAAACAAGAAGGCAAUUUCCAACGAGGUUUCUGUCAAUACCAAUGGAAUAAGGUCAAUAGCAAUUUACAAUAAUUUUUACAA
Quercus lobata is the source of this 3060-nucleotide messenger RNA. RefSeq names its product protein GRIP-like. The transcript is spliced from 22 exons. Gene Ontology annotation, biological process: reciprocal meiotic recombination. NCBI's taxonomy places the organism in Eukaryota, Viridiplantae, Streptophyta, Magnoliopsida, Fagales, Fagaceae. Bases 206 to 2617 code for a protein of 803 amino acids. The record is from RefSeq and is a predicted model, not a curated record.